Drosophila gunungcola (fruit fly) is the source of this 2307-nucleotide messenger RNA. RefSeq lists its product as uncharacterized. The record is from RefSeq and is a predicted model, not a curated record. Lineage: Eukaryota; Metazoa; Arthropoda; Insecta; Diptera; Drosophilidae. The coding region runs from base 954 to 2099 and encodes 381 amino acids. The transcript is spliced from 2 exons.
UAAAGUUUAUGUUAGAAGAUGAACUCAAAAUAUCAUUACACACCACCGCACCGUACGCAUCGACAAGUAACGGACAAAUAGAAAGGUUUCAUUCAACCCUAUCUGAAAUCAUGCGGUGUCUCAAAAAAGACAACGGGAGCAUAUCAUUUGAAGAUUUAAUCUUUAAAGCAGUUCAAGAAUAUAAUAAAUCGAUACAUUCUGUAACAAAAGAAAGACCCAUAGACAUAUUUUUCAGAAGCACAAUCUCUAGUUCAACAGAAGACAUAGAAAAGAAACGAGAAGAAAUAAAAAAGAAAAUUAAAAAUAAACAAACAGCCGACCUCGAAUACCAUAAUCAAGGAAAAAUAUUACCAAAACUUUUUAAGCCAGGCGAAACUGUACAUGUAAAAAUAGAUAAAAGAUUAGGAACUAAACUUACACCUAGAUACAAAACCGAGAAAGUAGCGGAAAAUAGAACGACCACCAUUAAAACACAAACCGGAAAAAUCAUACAUAAAAAUAAUAUAAGAACAUAAUUUUGCUUGGGAAUAACUACAGUCCUCGACUAUUCCAAUUCACAAAUCAUCUCACUCGAAACCGGAUUAGCGGCUAAACAAGACGGAACAUUUAAAAUCAUCCACAUCUUUAACCUACAAAGCUAUGAAGAAACUCUGGCGAAGUUAGAAGAAUCAUUUCAUUCACUCACCCCAUCUCAUCCAUUACACCCAUAUCUUUCCUAUGAACUAAAACAAAUCCAAACGGAUUUACGCAUACUCCAAACUCAAAAAAGACAAAAAAGGGCAAUAGAAGCAAUAGGUACUGCAUGGAAAUGGCUGGCGGGAUCGCCAGAUCACCACGACUAUCAGAUCUUAGAAGACAAGAUAAAUGAGCAGCUAGAAAACAACAAUAGACAAGUAGUAAUUAACAGAUUAAUUAAUCAAAAAAUAAACCAACUUACUAACGCUACUAAUGCAAUGUUGAAAAUUACCCAGAGCUCGGAAGAAAUCAUAAAUCAGAAAGCAAAUAUUUUAAAGUAUAAAAUUCAAUUAAUAAAAGAAGAAAUAAUUAACAUAAUAUACGCAAUUACAUGGGCCAAAUCUAAUACAAUAAAUUCAUUUGUACUUACAAACACAGAAACCAAAAUAGUGGAAGAAAUUUUUAAAAAAGAAAAUAACUUAUUUUUUAACAUAGAAGAAUUAUUGGAAUUUGCUCGAAUCAAAUUAGCCACAAAUGGCAACGACCUUAUUUACAUUAUUAGCUUACCAACCAUUGAAUCAGAUAAUUGUAGAACUUUAAAAAUUAAAGCAAUAAAAAAAGCCCAAAUAAUCAAUGAUAUAAAAUAUGAAAAUUUUUUAGAAUGUAAGAGACAAUUAUUGGCAAUAAUUAAACCUUGUGAAUCCUAUAAUGAUAAGACAAUUUGUAAUUCAGAAAAUUUGUUAGAUUUAAGCAAUGAUACUUGCGUAAACGCUCUAUUAAACCUUCGAGAACCAGAAUGUAAGAUGAUCAACAAUCAACAUAUACCGGAUUUCGAAGAAAUACUACCAGGCACCAUCCUGCUAAACAACUUCAAUGGACCAGUCUCACUAGAUGAAAAACUUCUACAACUGCAAGGCUCUUUCAUAAUACAAUAUCGUAAUUCGACGGUAACAAUUGGUGAAACCAUCUUCAAGUCAAAGGAAAUCAACGUAGUCGAACCAGAACCUCCGUUAUUCCAACUAUUGGGCGAAAAGACUAAGUUAGAGGAAGUUCUCUCACUACAAAUGGUCAAGGAACUCAACAUUAACAACACAAAAGCGCUGGAAAAAUUAAGAAGCAAGGCAACCAUAGAAUCUUCCGUUAGCUACGGAUCCGCCAUCAUCCUACUACUACUUAUAAUAGGAUCAAUCACGGAACUCCUACGAAGACGUAGGUCAACGGAAAGGACACCAGUUUCCGGCCAGAAACGCAAGAAAAGCCCACGCACUCCGGACCUGUACUCUACUACGUUGCGACCGAGAACAGUCGCGUUUAAGGAGGGAAGAGUUAACACCCAAAAUAAUACAAUUUCUCAGACAGAGGAAAUGAAAGAGAGCAUUAAUUGCACAACUAACAGCAAAGCAAUGCUCUCAAUAAAGUUCUAACGAACUUAGCUUGCACCUUUUGGUCAGCGAUCGUGGGAAUGCAGAAUAGCCAAUUUCCAAAGUUGAUCGAACUCAACUUAGUGCAUACAACAAAAACUAUAAUUAAAAUGCACUGGCCAAUUACAAUUAAGUUUGGCCAACGGCGACGGCAACCAAGAGCAGCAACCAAUAAUAUGAAAGAACGUCAGCAAAAACAUCAACAGCGGCA